Cornus florida is the source of this 1529-nucleotide messenger RNA. RefSeq lists its product as uncharacterized. Lineage: Eukaryota; Viridiplantae; Streptophyta; Magnoliopsida; Cornales; Cornaceae. The transcript has 2 exons. The coding region runs from base 119 to 1006 and encodes 295 amino acids. The record is from RefSeq and is a predicted model, not a curated record.
AGCCACUAGAAAGUCCAAUCUGUCUGGAGGCUGUACAUGUUCGGUGGUGGAAAGAUAUAUUAGUGGAGAGAAUCAGCCAACGUCUAUGGGAAGAUAAUGGAACUAAAAGCUUGUGAAAAUGGAGAAAACUAUUCUUCUCCUUACAUACCCAUCUUCUUCUAUAUUCUUUCCUCAACAACCCAGAAGCCCUGUACCCACUCUCUCCUCCCAAAACCCUCCUCUAUCUUCUCACCUCCGCCACAUUACCCACUCCCGGUAUCGUCGUUGGGACUCAAAUGCCGAGACCUUUCGAACCCAGAACUUCAAGUUCAACCAAGAAAACAACGACAAAGAGGAGGACGACGAGGGCACUGGUUUCGGAGAGAAGCAGCGCAGAAGUUGGUGGUCUGACGAUAUGCCGAAGGAGGUCGACUCUGCAUCUGGGGGUCUGGAGGAUCUUCUUGAUAGCGUUUGGAUUUUCAAGGUAUUCAGAUCCUAUGGUUGGAUGCUUCCAGCCAUCAUCGCAUCGACACUCCUAGCAACAGGUCCCAAAGCUUUCCUCAUGGCAUUAGCACUUCCCCUUGGACAGUCAAUGCUUUCUUUAGCAUUUGAGAAGUUGUGGGGAGGGAAACAAACCAACCCAAAACGCAAGACAAGGACCAAGAAGAAACCAAGUGCCCGCACUGCAAGUAAUUUUGAGUUGGAGGAGGAGGAGGAGGAAGAAGGCCCAGGAAGCAGAAAGGGAAAGAGGGGAUAUCAGUCAUGGGUAGCUGAAAAUGAUAUUUCAGUUGACAAGGGUUCCCAAGAAGAGCCCAGUUUUGGGGGAUGGGAUGUGCUGGAUAGACAAAAAGAGUUUGAUAUGAGAUCCCGGAAGAGGCCAGCUCGAACAGCAGGUAAAUCACAAAGGAGGACACCCAUGGAGAAGGGAAAAUUGAGCAGGAGAUUGGGAAGAAGUGACACACCCUUAUUGUUGAGACUGUUGAUUGCAGUUUUCCCAUUCUUGGGUUCAUGGACUAAGAUGCUAUAGUCAUUCACAGCAAAGCUUAAACUUUAUACUUGGCUUGGUUUGGUUUGGUCAACUAAGCUCGUUGAACAAUCCUUGCAUCAUUUUUCCUAUGCUGAUAGGAGAUUUCCUUGCUUCCCUGACCUUUCUCUGUGUGCCGAGUUUGAAUUACUCAAUGCCGAAACAAAUUUAUCAAAUACAUGGAGCUAAGUUGCAUGCCAAUCAUCAGUGGGAAUGACAGUGUGGGAUGCUUCUUCUAUGACUAAUUGCUAGAGCCACUUUAUACUGCAUAAUUUGGGUACCAGAGCCUUCAAAAGUACUGUGUACCCUUUUUUUCGCAUGCAUUGUGUAUUGUUCACUCGUACCUUAGAAUUCAAUACAAGGUAAGUCGGGUCUACACUGGAGACAAUUUUCUGAGUGGGAAGUUUGUUCCAUUGGAAUCAAUUUGUUGUUCAUGUAAUUCUUUGUUGCUCUGGGCAACAUAUAUACUAUAAAAUUAUCUAUACAAAGGACAGAUAAUUCAGAAGGUUUUAGAAUUUCAGAUCCA